AUGGGCAUCGCUGAGCAGCUGCGCGCCGUGCAGGACAAGGUUCAGACGGCCGCUGCGACACGUGCGGCCGCGCUGAAAUCUGCGGAGGCUCCCGUAAGGCUCGUUGCAGUGAGCAAGACGAAGCCUGUGGAGGACCUGAAAGAGGCAUACGAUGCGGGGCACAGACAUUUCGGGGAGAAUUACGUGCAGGAGAUUGUAGACAAGAGCCCCCAGCUCCCUGCAGACGUGCAGUGGCACUUCAUCGGACAUCUGCAAGGCAACAAGGUGGGCAUGUUGGUCAAAGGCUGCCCCGGCCUUGCUUGCCUAGAGACGAUUGACAGUGAGAAGCUCGCGCGGGCUGUGGAUAAGGCCUGGAAGGCGCAGUACCCGGACCGGCGACUGCGAGUAAUGGUGCAGGUGAAUUCCAGUGGCGAAGAGUCCAAGAACGGCGUGGAGCCCAGUGAGGUCGCGGAGCUUUGCAAGGUCAUUGCCAAGGAGUGCGAGGGGCUUGAGCUCGGGGGGCUGAUGACCAUUGGCGCCCCUGACUACAGCGGCUGCCGCACGGAAGACUUCGAGUCUUUGAUGAAGUGCCGUGAGGAGGCAGCCGCAGCCAUCGGCUGCGGCGUGGAGUCCUUGGAGCUGAGCAUGGGCAUGAGCGCAGACUACGAGAAUGCCAUCCGCGAGGGCAGCACAUCCGUGCGCGUGGGCUCGUCUAUCUUUGGGGCCCGUCAUUACCCGCCAAAGUGA
Symbiodinium natans is the source of this 726-nucleotide messenger RNA. Lineage: Eukaryota; Dinophyceae; Suessiales; Symbiodiniaceae. The record is from the annotation of a GenBank genome assembly.